This is a messenger RNA of Syngnathus typhle (broad-nosed pipefish), 391 nucleotides long. RefSeq names its product cytochrome c oxidase assembly factor 3 homolog, mitochondrial. The transcript is spliced from 2 exons. NCBI's taxonomy places the organism in Eukaryota, Metazoa, Chordata, Actinopteri, Syngnathiformes, Syngnathidae. Gene Ontology annotation, biological process: mitochondrial respiratory chain complex IV assembly. The record is from RefSeq and is a predicted model, not a curated record. Gene Ontology annotation, cellular component: mitochondrial inner membrane. The coding region runs from base 40 to 315 and encodes 91 amino acids.
ACCCGUAAACGUCAUCAUCAUGCGCGAGCACCCAAAACAAUGGCCGAGGAAGCUGCAGCCAAGUCGACGAAACGGAUAAUAACGGCUACGGAGGAGCAGCUCCUUCGCCGCCGACAAGAGUUAGACUACUGGAAAAAGAAUGCAACGCGAAUCCGCAGCAGGAACCUGGUGACCGGCUUGUGUAUUGGCGCGUUUGUGGUCGGUAUGUUUGGUUACACCAUCCUGUCCGUCAAACAGGAGAGAAUCCUGGAUGAAAUAGAUGAUGAAGCCAGGAUCCGUAUCAUCAGAGGUCCACGGACCGGUGCCAACUCUUGAAUCCCGUGUUUGCGAGUUGUUUUUGUCAGCCAUCUGAAAUGCUGUCAUGGAAUUAAAUCAAUGCGUCUAUCAAAUA